This is a messenger RNA of Lottia gigantea (owl limpet), 1665 nucleotides long. RefSeq lists its product as hypothetical. The record is from RefSeq and is a predicted model, not a curated record. Bases 80 to 1117 code for a protein of 345 amino acids. The transcript is spliced from 7 exons. Lineage: Eukaryota; Metazoa; Mollusca; Gastropoda; Lottiidae.
GAAAUAAAUGGCUGUUGUUUGUUAUGAUUAAUUUUCACAAAAUGGACCCUUUCACAACUAGUUAACAUUUUUGCUGAAAAUGAAUCUUAAAAGCAUAUUUCAAGACUUUAACCCAAGUAAAUUUUUGGUAUUUACAUGUUUGCUGGUAUUUUGUUUGUUGUUCUCUCUAAGAUUAGAUGAAACAAUAUCCUGGAGUUAUUGGGUAAUAUUUCUACCAAUUUGGUUGUGGAAUUUCUUAGUUUUGAGUGGUGCUAUUGUGGGAAGUUAUGUCUGGUGGAAAAAUCCCCAUUACAGGGGUGAAGGUGAUAGUUAUAUACAGUAUAAAGCUAUGAUAAUGUGUACGGGAUUACACAUGUUAUUAUUAAUGUUUGAAAUAUUGGCAUGUGAUAAUUUAGAAUCUAAUAAUCAUAGUUGGAUUCUUGUCUUUAUUCCAUUAUGGUUUAUGUCUAUUGUCUCUAUAAGUAUCUGUAUUUGGUCUGUGAAGAAUGAAAGAGCUUUUGAGAUGGAAUUAUUUUGUUCUGUGAAUAUUCUCCAGUUUAUAUUCUUGGCGUUAAGAUUAGAUGAAAUAUUUCAGUGGAGUUGGGUGAUUGUCUUUAUACCUAUAUGGAUUGUGAUGUGUGUAACGUUGAUUGGUCUGUUAUAUGCUAUAGUAUUAGCUAUUAUUUUGUUAAAGUCACCUGAUAUAAUACCUGAUCAAAGAAGAGGAAAUAUUUCGACUGCUAUUGGAUAUUUCUUUCUUCUAGUUCCUUUGUUAGUUUUUGAGAUAUUACUGGCUAAUAGAUUAGAUAAUACCAAUCACUUUAAAUUCACUGCUAUAUCAGUUCCCUUAUUAUUAUCUUUAGUCACUUUAAUAUGUUUAUCUUUUGGCUCAAAAGGUGGAAACCAUUGGUGGUUUGGAAUCAGGAAAGAUUUUUGUCAGUUUGUGUUAGGUGUGUGUCCAUUUCUUCAGGAAUAUGGAAAUAUUUCAUAUAGUUUGCAUAGUAAUGACUCUGAAAAUGACUCUAACAGAGGAGAAAACUCUCAUGAUAAAGCAAGUACUUCCUCUAAGAAAAAAGAGUUUGUGACUGAUCAACCAAGAACUGUGGUGUCUGUUUUAUCAAUUGAAAUGCCAGACUAGUGUCAUUUUUUCAUUUACUGACCUAAAAGCUGUGUUCAAAGAAUGGAUCAAGAAUUGAAAGAAACUGUUGGCUACAUGAGCCUGUGAAAUCAUGUAACAUAGCUGCUAAUUAUAAACAGAAAGAGAUUAUGAUCUCCAUUUUAUGAGUUUCAUAAUAUUUGCUUUGAUUUCUAUCCUUCACCUCUGCACUGAAUUUAUAUUUCAUAGAUUCUGUUCAGCCUUGACUUUCAACCAAUUUUCAUAGAACUUGGUUUGUUGGUAUAUUAUAAAGAGUGAAGAUUGACAAAUUCAAAUUUUAAACUAUGAAUAGUACAUAGUAUACCAAUAAGAGUCCAAUAAUGGUAUCAUUUUGACUAAUACUUUAAUAUGCUGGAAAUAUAACGUUUGAAUUGAAUAUUAUAUGUUUGAAUUAUUUUAUUUUGCCUCUCAGUUGUAAAUAGAUCAUCAUAUUCAUCCUAUAUUGUAGUUUCACCAAAAAUAUGUGUGUAUAAGAUGAGUGGAUGAUACAUGAUAUAUAUAGUAAAUUAAUAAACAAUUUAUUAUUUUUG